This is a messenger RNA of Zasmidium cellare ATCC 36951, 4332 nucleotides long. RefSeq lists its product as uncharacterized. The record is from RefSeq and is a predicted model, not a curated record. NCBI's taxonomy places the organism in Eukaryota, Fungi, Ascomycota, Dothideomycetes, Mycosphaerellales, Mycosphaerellaceae. The transcript has a single exon. Gene Ontology annotation, biological process: phosphorelay signal transduction system; phosphorylation. Bases 1 to 4332 code for a protein of 1443 amino acids. Gene Ontology annotation, molecular function: protein binding; phosphorelay sensor kinase activity.
AUGGAUUCCGCUCGUUCGCGUGUCUCUUUCGAGGAAGCACACUUGCAAGACAAACUUGCAUCGCUUCAUGAAGACGAUGGCUUCAAAGAUGGAUACUUCGGUAUGGACGGCAGCGAGGACGACGACGAAGGCGACACAACCGCAUCGCCGUAUUCGCGGCGGCGGGCUUCCUUAUCCAUUCGUAUACCUCCUGCUAGAGCCACCGCCGAUAUAGCAUUCACCGCGCUACAAUACCUGCCAAUGCCCAUCUUGGUCCUUUCGAGCGAGAAGACUGUCGUGUUGGCGAACGAGGCGCUUGGACGAUUGCUUGGAAUCGACCCGGAUGAUGAAGAGGAGGAUGAUCCGAACAUGGGUCCUUUAGAAAGGCUGGCGAGCCGGGAAGUCAAGACUUUCACAGACAUACUGUAUGGCACAACAUUGGCUCAGCUUGGUUUCGACUUGCUUCAGAACGGAAGCGCAGUAUUUGUGGCGUGGGAGGAGUUUCUUGACACAAUCUUCGACGAUGCGUCCAAAGCGCAAUGUAGCACCACACAGCUCAACACAUUCCACUCACGAUCGAGGGACACUGACACUACUCCAACUGGGAGUAGUCACAAACGAUCUGUAUCUGCAACGAGUUCCUCGAGGCUCAGUCAAGCAAGCGGCACACGUACUGAGGUGCACGAUGCUGCCGUUGAUGUGGUCUUCUCCACACACCGUGACUCCAAGACUGGCAUUCCUCUUGCGCAUCGCAACGAAAUGGCGGACCACGUCCAGGCCCAAAUGAUCGUCUCUGUAUGGGCUACUGAAGAUGAGCAAUACUUCACCCUAACGUUCACUGCUGCGCGCAGCGACCCUGGACUAUCAAGCCCGCCUUCAGAGGGAACGAAAGCCACCAGUCGAACUGUCUCGCGCACCACGACAAGCUACUCGACCGGCGGACGAUCUGGAUUGAGCUCUUCGUCCAGCUCAAGCUCUCGCUCAGAACUUAAGAAAGCUGGAAAAGUACAGAGCCCGCCGACGACUACAUUCGCAAGUCCAACUACAAUCCCUGUGAUGGACUUCCCGCCUCGAGGUCCACCUGCCAAGGCUUCGCAGACAUCUGCCCCAAGUAUGUUCAGUAAGAGUAACAAGUUGAAAGAAGCUCUUUUGAACAGCAUGAAUAUGCCCGCAUACGCAAUGUGGAAGGACGAGAGCUUUGGUAUUCCCAACAAAGCUGCUAUCAAGCUGCUGUACCCUUGGAUCGAAGACGGGCAACACGAUUCCAGCGAGCAGGCGAGGGACUUUCUCUCUCGAUAUACACUGUACCGAGAAGACUUCUCAGAAGAAAUGCCUAUGGACGAAUUCCCGAUAUACAGACUCAUGCGGCUGCGCGAGCGAUUCGAAGGCUAUCGCAUUGGCAUGUAUAGCGUGAAGGACGGAAGUCAAAUGGUCUUUGAUACUAGCGGUGAGCCUUUGAGGGACGACAAGGGCGAAUUUCUAGGCGGUGUUGUCAUUUUCCACGACGUGACAGACUACACGCGCACAAUCUCGGCAGAGCGAACGAAGAACGAGCGCCAGUUUGAAAACAUCUGCAACAUGGUCCCACAAAUGAUAUGGAGAACGACACCCGAGGGAUCGCACGACUACUUUUCGGAUAGAUGGUACACCUACACAGGACUCACUCCAGAAGACAGCAUGGGUGAGGGAUGGGUCAAUGCUUUCCACAAAGACGACCUUGUUGCGACAGAAGCCAGGUGGAGACACAGUCUAGCAACAGGAUACGAGUACUUGACAGAGUAUAGAGCCAAGUCUGCAGCUGGUGAGUGGCGGUGGAUGCUUGGGCGCGCCGUGCCCAUGCGAGAUGAGAACGGCAAGAUCGUAAAGUGGUUUGGAACAUGCACGGACAUCCACGAGCAAGUCAUGGCCCGUGAGGAAGCCAAGCAAACACAGGCGCAGCUGGAACAGGUCAUUGAGCAUGCUCAGAUCACACUGUGGGCAGUUGAUAAGAACUACAGGCUCACGCUGGCCGAAGGCAAACCCAUGUCACCAGACAAGCCGGGUAAUAAACUACAGACGGAACCCUAUCACGGAAGUAAUCAGUUCGUUGGCAGGACGAUAUGGGACAUCUUCGAGGCGCAGGGCAGGAAGUCCGAGCAGCCUUCUUUCGAGCGUCCUAUCAGGGACGUCAUCAGCGGCAGGAUACCAGACUCAACGAUCGAAACACAGAUAUCGACAACCAAGCGCUGGUUCCGGACAAGGCUCUACCCUCUGCUUCGCCAAUCUCGAAACGGAGGCAUUGAAGGCGACAAGUACAUCGACGGUGUGGUCGGCGUGAGCAUGGAUGUGACAGAACUCAAGAUCGCCGCUGAGGAAGUCGCUGAGCGAGAUCGUGAGAACUCCAGAUUGAUGGCUCAGUCUGUCGCUGCCAAAGAAGCCAGCAAGAUGAAGAGUCAAUUUCUGGCCAACAUGUCUCACGAGAUUCGCACGCCUAUUGCUGGAGUCAUUGGCAUGUCUGAGUUGCUGCUCGACGACGACACAGGCGAAUUGACGAAGGAGCAAAGAGAGUGCGCCGAGAAUAUUCAGCGAAGUGCUAACGGCUUGCUGACGGUCAUAAACGACAUUUUGGACUUUUCCAAGGUCGAGAGCGGACGACUGGACAUCGAGGAAGUGCAGUUCGACUUGUCGGUUGUCAUUCGUGAUGUCAACAAGAUGCUGAGCUUCGCCGCCGAACGCAAGGGCCUGAAGUACAUUGACGAUAUCGAACAGCUCAAGUGCUGGAAGGUCAUGGGCGAUCCUGGGCGAUUACGACAAGUCAUUACGAACUUGCUUACCAACUCCAUCAAAUUCACCAGUGAAGGUAGUGUCACUUUGCGCUUGAAGGUGAUGAAGGAGACAGAUGACAUGGUUGAAGUACAUUUCACCGUGGAAGAUACGGGCAUUGGCAUUGAAGAGGAGGUCAGGAGAAAGCUUUUCAAGCCCUUUUCACAGGCCGACAGUUCGACCGCACGGCGCUUUGGAGGCACUGGGCUAGGUCUGACCAUCAGCAAGAACUUGGUCGAACUCAUGCGUGGUAGCGUCAGUCUGGAAUCAAAGCUAGGCGUUGGGACCAAGGCGUCAUUCUGGAUACCUUUCCACAAGGCGCCAUAUCAAUCGACAGACGCGCCAAUAGUCGACUGCGGCCCUAUACCAGAUCGAUUGCAAUCUGAGCUAUCGGUAUCGAGACCGGGAUCAGACAACAGUGCACCGACAACGCCCACGAUACCGAGCAAGCCCACACAUAAGCGGGAUCAUUCUGGAUCUGGUAUACCUGGAUUUCCUCCUUGGCCGGACGGUCAGCCAUUGGACGUGGAUUUGAGUGAGGAAGAACGGAAAGCGGUGAAUGUGCUAGUCGUUGAAGACAACCCCAUCAAUCAGCAAAUCGCUCUAAAGACGAUCAAAAAGCUCGGCUUCCCCGUCCGAGCCGUCUGGAAUGGCAAGGAGGCGCUGGACUACCUACAAACGUCUUCGAAAGAUCAACCUCGCCCUGACAUCAUCCUCAUGGAUGUACAAAUGCCCAUCAUGGAUGGCUACAAGGCUACGUAUACCAUACGGAACGCACGACCUUUCGCCAGCGACCCCGAAAUUCGGGGCACUCCCAUCGUAGCCAUGACUGCUUCGGCAAUCCAAGGCGACAGAGAGAAGUGCCAAACGGCCGGCAUGGACGAUUACCUAGCCAAACCCGUCAAAAAGCCCAACCUGGAAAGAAUGCUGGUCAAAUGGGCCAUCGAAGGCAAGCGAAAGCGCGCCGAACUACGAAACAACCCCAGCCUACUUCGAGCCGCCUCCCGCCCCAGCAAUCCCCGCAACGGCUCGUCCUUCGCAUCCGACAACUCAAACGGCCUCAACCCCCAAGAACACCUCAGCUCCGAACUCGACCGCCUCGAAUUCGUCCACCGCUCCUCCGUCCAAACCUCCUCCGAAUCCAUCUCCGACCGCGCCCUCCGCCAACAAGCCGCGGAAGAACAAGCCAUCGCCCUCCGCGACCACGAACUCAUCGAAGCAGGCGAAGACCCAAAAACGAAACUCGGCCGCGGCGUCAGCGAGGCUCAGCAGGAAUCUCCUACUUCCGCCCUCACGGCCGAGAACGUGGGGAAACUGGAUAUGGUUGACCAAAGGAUGGCGAGGCUGAGGAAGGAGCAUGGUGCCGGUGGUGCCGGGGGUUUCUUACUUCAUGAUGGGGAUGGGUCGAGUGUCGUCGCGACGAAGGCGGAUACGGCGAGUAGUGUUGUGCCGCCGCAGCCGGGUGGGAUGGCGUUAAUGGGCUUGGGAAUAGACGGAGUGUUGGAUCGUGACGAUAGAUGGGAUGGGGUGGUGAGGUUUCGUCUUGGAUAG